UGAGGCGUGAGCCACGUCACCUCCUCUAAAACAAGUUUCCCCCCGGACCAGUGAGCGCAUAGCUGAGUUGGCAGGACAGAUAGAUGCUUUAGACCUUUAUCACGUUUGGGCUUCUAUUAGAUAAAGAUCCUGCCGACUGGAGGAUUCACUGGAGUUGACUGUAAACGCUUUAGCUGCUUUUUGACUUUUUUCUACAAGUACAUUGUGCAUUCACGUCUGCGCCUCUGUGGGGUGGACGUGGACUUUUUGGGGCUCUGCAAAACUUUGGAUAGUGGGGGAAAAGAACAGCUAUGAAUAUUUUUCGUCUUGCCGGUGACGUGUCACACCUUGUGGCCAUUAUUAUUCUUUUGCUGAAGAUUUGGAAGUCCAGGUCAUGUGCAGGCAUCUCUGGGAAGUCUCAAGUGCUGUUUGCCCUGGUAUUCACCACCAGAUAUUUGGACCUAUUAACUGUUUACAUCUCUGCUUACAACACAGUUAUGAAGGUGGUGUUCCUGGCUCUGUCCUAUGCCACAGUUUACAUGAUCUACAUGCGCUUCAGAAACACGUAUGACUCUGAGAAUGAUUCAUUUCGUGUGGAGUUCCUCUUGGUGCCCGUUAUUGGACUGUCCUUUCUGGAGAACUACGCUUUCACCCCAGUGGAGAUUCUGUGGACUUUUUCCAUCUUCCUGGAAGCUGUUGCCAUCAUGCCGCAGCUCUUCAUGAUCACCAAGACUGGGGAGGCGGAGUCGAUCACCACACACUACCUGUUCUUCCUGGGCCUGUACCGAGCCUUAUACAUCGCUAACUGGAUCUGGAGGUACCACACAGAGGGCUUCUUCGACCAGAUCGCUGUAGUGUCCGGAGUCGUGCAGACCAUCUUCUACUGCGAUUUCUUCUACCUUUAUGUCACAAAGGAGGGUGUGAUUGACAUGCGGAUUAACCAAUCAGAGAGACGCAUGCUCCGUUCGCAACAAAAACAAACGUGGCUGCUUACACGCAAAAAGGAGAAAAAGCUACAUAAAGGACUGAGAAACAGUGUGGAUUAUUACAGAAUCAACAUUCGAAGCGCCAAACUAUUACUUAUUUCAGUGCUUCGUGGAAAAGGAAAAAUGUCACUGCCAAUGCCUGUGUAGGAGAGAGGUCCACAGGCCACAGAUCACCAUGUGCCUGCUACAUCCGCCCGUCCAAGAGUAUGAAACUGUAAAUAUAAUUAGCAAAAAAAGGGACUCAUGAUCUGACUGAUUAAAAGGCUCAGAUUGUCAGAUUCUUCAUUGAGUGUCAAUCAUGCCCCCAAUAAUCAUGCAAAAGGGAAUGUAGCGAUGUCAAGUGUUUUCUUAUUUGUGAUAUUUUUGUGAUUUCUUGGGCUCUGCUGAGUUUAUGCAUUUUUCACUAGUUCUCCCAAGAUCACUUAUUGACAAAUGCAUUACAGCUUAAUUUGCUCUCAAUUUUUUCUUCAUUUAUUCUUCCUUUUUUUCUUUUUUCUUUGUAUCUUUUUGUGUUUUUUUUUUCUUUUCUUUUUUUGUCAAGUAUUGUCAUGUAUGCAGUACAUGUUGUGUUGGCGUUCAAGGGCUAUUUGCCAUGAAGCAAUAUCCAAAAAAGUAUGCCAAUUCUAGGUCCUAGUCAAUUUUAAGCAGAAUUGCACACUAUUUGUACACCUUUUAAUAAUAUAAAGAGUCUUUUACGUA
Molecule: messenger RNA, 1664 nt
Organism: Boleophthalmus pectinirostris (great blue-spotted mudskipper)
Lineage: Eukaryota; Metazoa; Chordata; Actinopteri; Gobiiformes; Gobiidae
Gene: kdelr3
Product: KDEL endoplasmic reticulum protein retention receptor 3
Exons: 6
Coding region: 291-1112 (273 amino acids)
Biological process (GO): endoplasmic reticulum to Golgi vesicle-mediated transport; protein retention in ER lumen
Cellular component (GO): cis-Golgi network; membrane; endoplasmic reticulum
Molecular function (GO): ER lumen protein retrieval receptor activity
Source: RefSeq, a predicted model, not a curated record